UCCCGGGGAGUCCCCUCCCUUCGGCGCCAUGGCCCGGGUGGGCGCGGUGGCCGGGCUGGAGGAGGAGCUGACGUGCCCCAUCUGCCUGGGGAUUUACAGCACCCCCGUGUCGCUGAGCUGCGGUCACAGCUUCUGCCGGGGCUGCAUCCAGGAGGCCAGGGUCCAGCGGCGGUGCUCCCAGGGCCCCUUCGGCUGCCCGCUCUGCGGUGCCCGCACCGACCCCGCCGCCCAGCUGCAGCCCAACGUCCAGCUCCGCAGCAUCGUGCAGAAGUUCUUGGAUGACCAAGAGGAGGAGGAGGAGCGGAAAAGGCAACGCCGAGAGAUGGAGGAAGGCUCGGGCCAGCGGGACGAGGUCGUCCUGUGUGACUUCUGCCUCCAGGAGCCCCAGCCGGCCGUGAAGACCUGCCUGACCUGCGAGGCCUCCUUCUGCCAAGCCCACCUGAGCAAGCACAGCUCAAAGAGUUCCCUGAAAGACCAUGUUCUGGUGGAGUCCUGCGAUGCUCAGGCUUUGGCUGAGAUGAGAUGCCCCCAGCAUGGUAAAGUGCUGGAGUGCUACUGCAAGACAGACUUGGUCUGCAUCUGCAUGCUCUGCUGCAUCACCAGCUCCCACAAGAACCAUGAGGUCAUCACUUUGGAGGAGGCUUUUGCCCAGGGGCAGAGUGCUUUAGGUAAAAUUCUGGAAACCGUGAAAACAGAAAAAGCUGCGCUGGACCAAAUCAUAGCAAACCUGGAGAAACAGGAGAAGGAAGUAAAGACUAAGGAGAGCCUGAGGAGGACUCGGCUGGAGAGCCUCUUCGAAAAGAUGCGUCUGCAGCUGGAUGACAGAAAAGAGGAGGUCCUGGAAGUUUUCCGUGUCAACGAGGCGCAACAGCUUUCUCAGAUCCAGACGCACAUACAAAAACACAAAGAGGAGAAGGAUGCAGCCUGCCGUGAUGUACAGAAACUAGAAGCUCUGAGGAAUCAGAAAGACCAACUGCUUUUCACCAAGGCUUUUGCAACAAUUCCAGCCAGGAAAUGCACACCUGUGCAUUACAUAGCUGAUGUACAGCUGCCAAUGCCACCCAUUAUUUUGGAUGAAUUAACAAGAGACACUACUUUAAGGCUUUUCCAGCAAUUCCUCUCACACAUGCAGUCCGUAUUUAAUGCACCACCCGUUCAUGAACAUCUGACUCUUCCAGUGAGUGGAUUAAAUCAGAGUAGCAAUGUAGUCUAUGCUCCCACACACAGUUCUUUCCAGCACCCGCGGAGUUACACUUCAGUCCCAGCCUUUAAUUUCGGUAUCGGGUCCCCACCGUUUUCAAACCCCAGUGGCACCCAACACAUGCAUUUUCAAUCUCCAUUUGUGGCAGCAGGGUUUAGAAGCACCAGUGCCACCCAACACAGCGAGAGUGACCAGAGCUUCUCGGAGGGCUGUCACUUCUGGGAGGUGGACACCAGCAAGGCGACGCACUGGGAGCUCGGAAUCAUUCAUGGCAACGUCAAGUGCUACCUGGAAAAGUCUCAGGAGUACCUCCACGUGUUCCUUGGUCAAAUAGAGAUCACAAAAAAGCAGUCUCCUGCAGCCCUCACGUUGGUCAGGGUAGAGCUAGACUGCGGAAGAAACACCCUGUCAUUUUAUAACGCAUCUGUCAAGACAGGAGGUGCUGCUGAGAGCCUCAGGCUUAUUGAGAGAGUAAGCAUCCCUUCAAAGUAUCCUGUCCGUGCUACCUUUGGUACAACUGAUGGCUCUUUGAAACUCCUGUAGUGAUGGGGCGACAAGGUGCUGUUUUGUAUUUCCAGGCUCAGGUAUUGGGACUGCUACUGGGUGGAGGCUGUGCUCAGCUGGCAUAUUAGAAACUGGGUUUGGGCUGCUGUGAUGGCUCACCAGUGUGAGGGCUCGGCCCUGUGGGUUAUAUCACAGUGCCCUGCUGCUUACUGCGAGAGCUCCUGUCUUAUUUGUUCUGUUAAUCACCGUAGAGAUACCAUUAAGUUGCACUUUUUGUUCGGCUGUAUCAAAUGUUGUGUUGGUUGCAUGUUAUUAAAAUAAUAGAGAUUGCAAAA
Calidris pugnax (ruff) is the source of this 2040-nucleotide messenger RNA. RefSeq names its product probable E3 ubiquitin-protein ligase TRIM8. NCBI's taxonomy places the organism in Eukaryota, Metazoa, Chordata, Aves, Charadriiformes, Scolopacidae. Gene Ontology annotation, molecular function: zinc ion binding. The transcript is spliced from 6 exons. The record is from RefSeq and is a predicted model, not a curated record. Bases 29 to 1744 code for a protein of 571 amino acids.